Molecule: messenger RNA, 611 nt
Organism: Sapajus apella (tufted capuchin)
Lineage: Eukaryota; Metazoa; Chordata; Mammalia; Primates; Cebidae
Gene: LGALS2
Product: galectin 2
Exons: 4
Coding region: 199-594 (131 amino acids)
Molecular function (GO): carbohydrate binding
Source: RefSeq, a predicted model, not a curated record
AGGAGUCUUCUGCCUAUUUGUUCUGGGUACUGGGAGAUGCAGGCGGGGAGACACCCGGUAGAAAGGGCAAAGUCCUCAUUUAUGGCCUUGGGGGAGUUAAUGUGUAAUAUUCUAAGAUAUAAGCUUGACCACGAGUUGAGACCCUGAGCACAGGCCUCCAGGAGCCGCUGGGAGCUGCCACCAGGAGCUGUCACCGCGAUGGGGGAAUUUGAGGUUAAGAACAUGGACAUGAAGCUGGGGUCAACCCUGAAGAUCACAGGCAGGAUCGAUGAUGGCGCUGAUGGCUUUGUAAUUAAUCUGGGCCAGAAGACAGACACGCUGAACCUGCAUUUCAACCCUCGCUUCAGUGAAUCCACCAUUGUCUGCAACUCACGGGAUGGCGGCAACUGGGGACAAGAACAACGGGAAGGUCACCUGUGCUUCAGCCCAGGGUCUGAGGUCAAGUUCACGGUGACCUUUGAGAGUGACAAAUUCAAUUUGAAGCUGCCGGACGGGCACCAGCUGACCUUUCCCAACAGGCUGGGCCACAGCCACCUGAGCUACCUGAGUGUGAGUGGCGGGUUCACCUUAUCCUCUUUCAAGUUAAAAGAAUAAAAGACCUCCAGCUGAGA